UGCGUGAUGAAAGUGCGCGAACAGCAGAAAAUCACAGAAGUUGAUUGUUCCUACAGAGAAUCAUUGUCUGAUGGUCAAGCAUGUCUACAAAUUAUUAGGAUAGCCAGGAGACAAAUAUGGAUUUGGAACAAACACAAGCGCUAGACUUUGAUGGAGAUUUUGAUGAUGAAGAUGAAACUGAUGAUGAAGAAGCAGUAAAAAAACCAGUAGCUCACUUGAAAGUGAAAGGCCAAAAGGAAUUUCAAGAAAAAGUGUUUGAAAUCUAUGAAGGUGAUAAUGUGAUAGGACGUCAUGAGAUCACAUGCAAGGUCUGGAUUCCCCUCAAGGCCCUGUCCCGGGAGCAUGCAUGUAUAGAAGUCAAAGGAGACUCGCACUUCAUCUAUGACAAGGGCAGUAGGAACAAAACCAGAAGAGGCAAGGCUGUGCUGAAACCUGACGUGAGGUACGAAUUAACAAGUAACACUAGUGUAACAUUUGGUGAUGUGGAGGCUGUGUACUACAUAGGAGAAGAGGUCAAUGACAAUGGAUCUGAGACUGGAUCUGAGUCGUUUCAGACAGCUCCAGUGGAUGAUGAGGGUAUUGAUGGUAUCAAGGGAGAGGCUACGGUACUGGUAAUGGAGGAGGAGGAUUGUGAUAGUGAUGCCAGUGUAGACCUUCUACAACCAACACAGGCCUAUCAUGGGGGAAGAACAUUGAACUUGGCACCAGAUUCAGAUGAAGAAGAUGGCCCCCAUCACAAACCUAAUGUGACAGUACAGGACACACCUUUUCAACCAAAACGAGCCGGGACUAUAGGAAAUACAGCUGUGUCAACACUAGUAUUGCCAGAGUCUGACACUGAUGACGAGGAGGAAGAUAGAAGGAAAGCCAGAGUAUUGCAGAAUCUACAAACACAAGUUGUGGCAGACACCCAAGAAGACGAUGAUGAAGAAGAAGGAGAGGAAAACAACAAUGUUGAUCCUGCUUUGUUUGGAGCCACACAGGCAUAUGUCAUGGAAAGUGACACAGAAGAUGAUGCUGAGAAUACAAGAAAUACUUCCCCAGCCAUCUUUGCAGCUGAAACGCAAGCAUUUACAGAAGAAUGUGAUGACAAAACCGAUGGAGAUGAUGACCAGCCUGUAGAGACCUUUGUGGCUGAGAGUGAAGAGGAAACUGACAUGGACAAUGAGAAGGCAGCUAUAAUGGAUGAGGACACUGAGGAAGAGGAUGAAAAUAUUGAUGUCAGUCAUAUCUUUGCUGCGUCCACACUGGCUUGUGACAUGGCCGAUGUAGAGGAGGAAGAGGAUGAACCUACAGACAUCAAGAAGAUACCCCAUACAAAUGUAGAUGAAGCAGAUGUUGAUGACGAUGUUGCAACACAGAUGGUAAAUGAAGAUGCCACCCAGUUGGUAGUGGCCCCUAAGAUCACAGAAGAUGAGGCAACCCAAGUUAUCGAAGAGGAGGGGGACUCAGAAAACACUGCUACUCAAUGUUUUGGGGAUGCCACAGUGGCUGUCACAGACAAGGCCACAGUGGCUGUCACAGACGAGGCCACAGUGGCUGUCACAGAAGAGGCCACUGUGGCUGUUACUGAAAAUGCCACAAUGGCUGUCACAGAAGAGGCUACAGUGAUGGUUACAGAAAAUGCCACAAUGGCUAUCACAGAAGAGGCCAUGAUGGCUGUCACAGAAGAGGUCACAGAAGAGGCCACGAUGGCUGUCGCAGAAGAGGCCACAAUGGCUGUCACAGAAGAGGCCACGAUGGCUGUCACAGAAGAAGCCACAGUGGCUGUCACAGAAGAGGCUACGGUGGCUGUCACAGAAAAUGCCACAAUGGCUAUCACAGAAGUGGCCACGAUGGCUGUCACAGAAGAGGGCACGGUGGCUGUCACAGAAGAGGCCACAAUGGCUGUCACAGAUGAAGCCACAAUGGCUAUAAUAGAUGAAGCCACAAUGGCUAUCACAGAAGAGGCCACAAUGGCUGUCACGGAAGAGGCCACACAAAUGUUUGACAAUGACAAAGAUCUUGAGAAUGAUGCAACGCAAGUUAUAGAAGAUGGGCCAGAAUAUGAAGAAACUUCUCAUAAAAAUAAAACUAGUAGAGGAAGACAAGGAAGGAAAAGCAAGACAAAGGGUGUUGAGGAGGAGGAAGCCACUCAGAUGUUGGAUGAUGCCAUCACGGAUGAAUGUGAGCCUACACAAGUUGCAGAGGAUAUUAAUGUACCACAAGACAUGCCACGUAGGAGGGGCAGAAAGAGUAAGGUGACUGAGAGAGACACAUGUAAUGUUGUAAAUGAUACAACAGAAGAUGAAGCCACACAAGUUGUUGAUGAUGUAUGUGUUGAUUCAGUAAAAGUUUCCACCAAAUCGAAAGCUGGCAGAGGUAGAGGGAGAAAAAGUAAAGCAAAAGAGGUUUUGGAGGAAGAAGCUACACAGAUGGUAGAAGACACUGAAGCAGGUGAAGAAGACCAAGCUACCCAAGUUAUAGAAGAUGUAGAAACAAACAUUGCAAAGGAAUCAACAGAAAAGGUCAAGGUUCCUAGAGGACGUCCGAGGAAGAGAGGGAGGGGAAGGGAAACAACUGAGAAAGAAGCAACACAGAUGGUAAAGGAUGCAUCAACUGGAGAUACUGUAGAGCACACAAAGUCCGAACCUGGAGAAAGGGAAAGUACAGAGGUAGUUUCUGGUGGUGAGGAAGCAACACAAGUGUAUGGUAUGGAUGUGGAUGAGGAGGAGUUGGAUCAACCCAGGGGCAGGAGAAGACAGGUAAAGGUGUCGUCCCCUAAACAGAAAACAGACCAGGUACAGAAAGACCUUGUCAACUUACCAGCACUACAGCCAGAAACAGAAGAAACUGACCAGUUGGCUGGUAUGGAUGUGGAGGCAGCCACACAGAAGUAUGGAGAGGAGUCUGAUGAGGAGGAUACCCCGCCUCUUAGUGAGGAGAUGGUACAAGACAGUGAGGACGUCCUAGGGAAGAGCCCCAUCAUACCACUUCCACAGACAUCACCCCACAAAUCAGCUCUCUCCAGUCCAGACAAACGCAACAAAAGCCCUUCUCCAAAGAGGGUCAAGUUUGCUGUGGAGAGCCAGUCUUCAGAAUCAACAAUUGGUGAUGAGAAUGAAAAAGCUGGUCCAUCUACUGGUAACACCGCUACAAGGUCAAAACUUGCAACUGCAGAAGAAAAACCGAAGAAAAACGUGACAAGAGGCCGCAGGUCAUUACCUGCCAUUGCAGUUGAAGAAAAAGGAGUUGCUAGCACAUCAGCUAAAGGUCGAAGGUCACUUCCUGCCUCAAAUUCAGACAAUAUUGGUUCAGGGAAAAAUAAUGGAAAGAAUAUAAAGAAAGGAAAGCUGGAAAUGGAGGAUACUAAAAAACUUGGAAAAAAGGAACAUGAAGUAGAGGCAGAGACAACCACUGCAGUGAGAAGGGGUGGGAGAAGGUCAACUGGGGUCAAGCUGAAUGAUGAGCCAAAGGUCGAAGGUAAAACUCAGGGAAGAAAAUCAGCAUCAGAUGACAAGUAUAUGAAACAAAAAGAGGAAAAUGAUGUUAAUUUGAAAAAAGAUAAAGGCAAGGGAAGAAAUUCAAAGUUCAAAGAAAAAAAUGAGGAAAAUACUCUCCAAAAUGUUAAAGAAAGUGAAAAUGAGGUUGGGCAGUUAACAACAGACCAUGAUAGUGUAGAAUCAAAGAUGGAAACUCCUGCGGAUGAGGUCAAGGGAAGAGGUAGGGGACGGAGGUCAAUCCAGGCUGGAGGAAGUGGUGAAAAUAAGGAGAAAGCUACUAAGCUUGUUAGGGUAGGGAGUAAAAGAAAGGAAGCUGAGGCAUUGGAGCCUGCUAGCACUAAAUCCAAUCUGGAUAAUUUAGUGCAAAAUGAUGACUCUUCGUUGGAUAAAGAGGAAGAAGUUAAAGGAAAGACUUUUAGAGGAAGGAAAUCUAGACAUGCACCUGUGGAAAUCCAAUCAAGGGAGGAAAGUCCGACAGCUAAUGAAGUGAUAGAAAGAGAUAGGACAACCUCUAGAGGACGGAGAUCUUCACAAACUUCUGGAGAUGAGGUAAAAGAGAAAGAAGCAGUUGAGGAGAUAAAUGUUCCUACAAGAGGAAGGGGUAAAAGGUCAAAGUUAACACUAGUGGAGGAGAAAGUUAAACAAAAGUCAGACACUGUAGAGGAAGCAGAAAAGUCGGAAAAGGUUAUUCCCACUCCAAAACAGGGAAGUAAGAAAAAUAAUGAAAUGAAGGACUCUAUUGAAAAUACAGUAGAUAGUACAGCAGGAUCAACGUCUAGAGGGAAACGCUCCAAACAGGUCACCAACAUUAUCAACAAUGUGGAACCUGUUCAGGAGAAAACUGGUAGGACUGUAGGUGGUAGGUCAAACAAAAAAGGAACAUCUCUGGAACAAGUAUCAUUAACAGAGGUUGUCCCUGAGAAGGAUGACCAGGAGGAGGAGGAAAAGAAGGGAAAGACAACUGGAAGAGGAAGAAAAUCUAAACAGUUGGUAGUCGAGGAGGAGACAGUUACUGCAAAAGAAACAGCUGAGCCUCCUAAACCUAGACGAGGAAGUAGAGGGAAAAAAGUGGAAGAACCCUCCCAGAAGGAUUCUGUAGAGACUGAGGAAAUAUCAGCUACAGAUUUGGCUAAUAUGAGUGGUGUGUCGGAGAGGAGAUCUCGUGGACGUGGUAAACAGAAAAUAGAGGUGACUAGUGUGGACAGUGGAAUUGAGGGUCGGAGUAGUAGAGGUAAGGGUAAACUAAAAGGAGACAGUGUAUCAGCAGAUAGUGAAGAAACAGAAGAGGCAGAAAGUGAGGCUUCUACCUCGCGACAGACUAAAACUAAACGUGCAAGUAAGAUCAAGGAAGUCAAUGUUUUUAAUAGUAAAGAUUCCAAGGAGGAACAUGCUGAAAAGGAAAGUAACUUUGAACAAACUAAAAAUAGGACUAAAAGUAGGGGCAAAGCAUCAAAUUCAAAAGAGGAUGUAAGUGUUACAAAAUGUAGUGAGGAAAAUAAUUCAAGUGUUGUCAGAAAAGGAAAGGGUAGGAAAACUGACACUUCCAUUAGUGAUACCGAUCAGGGAGAGGAUGAUUCUGUAGCAAGUUCAAGUCGGAAAGGAAAGACUACAUCUCGGGGUAAACGCGGACACAGUCAGGACCAGGACGUGAUUGAAACACCUGCCAAGAAGGUUAAAGAUAAAGCAGAUCCAGGGACACCCGUCCAGUCUAAACAGAAUGUUUUGGCUGUGGACUCACCGUCUCUGAGACGAAAGUCCAUGGAUCCCAAACCACGCGUCAUGUUUACAGGGAUGGAGGAUGAACAAGGCCAGAAGACGGUGAAGGAUCUUGGUGGUGAGAUGGUGACUUCUAUCCAUGAUUGUACCCACUUAGUCACUGACAAGGUACGACGAACAGUCAAGCUACUCUGUUGCCUGUCUCGAGGAAUUCCCAUUGUCCAGCCAACCUGGCUUAGCAGUAGUAAACAGGCUGGCAUAUUUAUACAGGAUGUUACACCCUACCUAGUGAAGGACACGGCCACAGAGAAACAGUACAAGUUCUCCCUCCAGCGAUCAAUAGAACGUGCUAGUCAAGCCAGUGUUUUGCUUGGCUACCGUGUCCAUGUCACCAAGUCCGUCCGACCAGAUCCCACACAGAUGAAAGAUAUUUUAGAAUGUGCUGGAGCUGAGUACCUGGAAAGUGUGCCUAGUAAGUUCAAAGACCAGACCGUGGUGGUGUCGUGCGAGGAGGACCGUAAACUUUGUCAGGAGGCACUGAAGGCAGACAUUCCCGUAGUCAAUGCCGAGUUUGUGUUGACUGGAAUCUUACAACAGGAUGCUAACCCAUACAAUUACCAGAUAUUGAACAAUUCCAAGAAGAGACCAGCAGACAGCAGUGCCGAGGGACCAUCUAAACGAAGGCGCCGGUAGCACCCUGGUCAACUCUAUAGACAAUACAACCAUCUAUAAACGAUAGGUACCCUUGUAAACUCUAUAGACAGUACAACCAUCUAUAAACGAUAGGUACCCUUGUCAACUCUAUAGACAGUACAACCAUCUAUAAACGAUAGGUACCUGACUACUCCAUAGACAUCAGUACACAGGUGUCUGCUAUAUUAACAGCAUCAUAGAUACAAACUUUCAAGUCAUCAGACAGGAUUGCCUGUUGCCAAUUAAAGAUUGAUGUGUAGUAUACAUACUUUCAGUGUACUGGCUAUCGAUCCACCAGUUAUAUACCAGUGUCUACUUAAUAGUGUACUAAUACCACUGUGAACAUCAUGGUUUCAGUGCCAUGUGACUAACAUACUCAUUGUGACACAUCAGUGGACAUAAUCAGUUGAAUGACACAUGUGAUGGAACAGGAACUAUUAUCAAGUUGUUAACACUACUUAAUGUCCCUGUACAGAUACAGGUAUGUUUAAAAACCAAAAUUGUGAUAUUGUCAUUUGUACCAUGUGUCCUUAAUGCUAGUAAUUAACUUGUAUAGCAGAUAGAAUACCAUUAAUAUACUACAAACUUGGGUCAAGUUUUAAAUGUGAAGAGUAUUCCUCAACAUAAAACUGUCACAUUGUAGCCUCUAUUAACUGAUAAUUACUCGACCAUCAGGAUUCCACUGUAGAUAUAUCCAAACACCAUAUCUGAAAUUUCUGUUAUCCAAGCACCUGUCAUGUUCCCAAAUCAGCUUACCUGACAUUGUGAAAUCACACAUCAUAACAUCUGUAGAAUUGAGCAAGUUAUAUGUCCCUGAAUGGUCUGGGUAUGUGGUUUUGUGCUGUAUUGUGAAAGAACUCUAUUGUGGCAUAUAAUAUGUUAUGAUUUUGGUUGAUAAUUUCAUCUCUAACAAAGAGACAUGGGACCAAGUGACUGAUGUAAGGAACGUGAUGCCAGUUAUAUGGACAAGUGCCUUAUGAACAUGUUUCUGUUAUUUGAUAGAUGGUACUGGUAAUUUUAUGUUUAUGAAUGUAUGCAUGGAUCUGUGUUGACUUGUUAGUAUGUUAUGAGUGUAAAGGUGAUUCAACUAAAACUUUCAGGGAACUCGCAUAUGAUAGUUUCCAGCGUGUUAGUGGAAAGGAAAAUUGAAGUUCUAUAUGAUUAGGCAUGAUAGUUUUUGUUCAUUGUGGGUGCAAAUUACAUGGUGUCAAUUUCUUUUUUUUAAUGAAUGUUACCUAUGCAGCAGUUAGUGUAUUAAUACAAUGUGGUUUUUAAAACUCUUAAAUAUUUCCUCAUUUAAAUCAGAUUUAUUCAUCUUUUUUAACAUUUUUGAUAUAACAUUAUCUUUUAAGGAAAUAUAAGAUUUUAGUUUCAAUACAUAGUUUUAUAUAUAUUUAAUGUCACACACUGAAAAUUCACUAAUGAAAAAACAGUGCAUUUAUUUCAACUUUCACCACUCGUCCUAUUGUUCGAUCAGUAUUAGUAAUUAUGUCCCCCAAACGAAAGUGGGGGGACAUAUUGUUUUUGCUCCGUUUCUUAUUAUUAUUCUUAUUUCUUCCACUUUCUUCCGCCGCGGAGGUUUCCGACACUUUUCUCAGAAACUACUGGGCGGAUCAUCAUCAAACUUCACAGACAUACUCAUUAGUGUAUAGGGGUGUGCAACCAGGUGUUUUUUUCGCAAUCAGACAUCCAAGAUGGCCACCAGAGCCCACUUCCUGUUUUUAGAUUUCGGUCUCCGAUUCAGUGAAAAUUGGUGUAUAUGGGUUUUUAGGGAUGCCGAAUAACGUGGUUACAUUUCCGAAAAGAUUUGUUGCCAUGGUAAUGAAGUGGUGGCCUGUGAUUGGUCGAAAUUUAGAUAUUGUCAUAUUUUGAUGAAAUUUGGUAUGUAGGUACAUCAUGGGACUACAGUCACUCCUGUAACCUCACUUUCACAUUUUAACAAAAUGGCCGCCAUUUCCUGGCCUCUGAUUGGUCCAAAUUUACACAUUGUCCGAUUUUAAUGAAAUUUGGUAUGUUGGUACAUCUUUGGGCACCGGUCCCUCUCGUAGCCUCACUUUCACUUUUUAACAAAAUGACCGCCAUUUCCUGGCCUCUGAUUGGUCUAAAUUUACAUAUUGUCUGAUUUUGAUCAAAUUUUGUAUGAUAGUAUACCAUGGGUCACUGGUCACUCUCGUUACCUCACUUUCAUAUUUUAACAAAAUCACCGCCAUUUCCUGGCCUCUGAUUGGUCCAAAUUUACAUAUUGUCAGAUUUUGAUGAAAAUAGGUAUGUAGCGGUAUUACGGGACUGCAAAAUCAACUGAAUGGUGUUCGCUACCAUAACUACCAUACAGAAGCUUCUGAUUGGUCGAAAUUUAGAUGUUGUUCGAUUUUAAUUAAAUUUAGUAUAUAGGGAUAUUGAGGGAUGCCGAACGUAAUCGUAUGACUGCGGGGGUGUUUGGGGGACUUCUGUAAUGGUUUCCCAUUACAAUUAGUACUUGUUUUAAUUUAUUUUCUGUGCUACUCAAGUACGUCUCCAGGUUAUAUAUUCAGUCUAUUCAAGCUUAUUAGGGAAUACAACCUGUAGUCAUUUUCUAAACAUUACCAGUCUUAUAAAACUGUUUGGAAUACAGUGAACAAAGGCUGUCUUACUGAUUUGACGAUUUGUUUAUUAAACAAUACAAAUAUGUAGUUGUUUGACCUAUAACGUAGCCCUGCUACUGUGUAGGAAUACUAAUUGUUGAUGUAUUGAAUAAAAAAUGUGAAUGUGAUGUGAUAUUCCAGCCAUUGUUUAAUUUUCAGACUUGAAAAUAAAUUCUCAUAAAUCUAA
Pecten maximus is the source of this 8699-nucleotide messenger RNA. Its product is annotated as mediator of DNA damage checkpoint protein 1-like. Gene Ontology annotation, molecular function: protein binding. Lineage: Eukaryota; Metazoa; Mollusca; Bivalvia; Pectinida; Pectinidae. The record is from RefSeq and is a predicted model, not a curated record. The transcript is spliced from 25 exons. The coding region runs from base 117 to 5891 and encodes 1924 amino acids.